AUGGCGGCGCCCACGAGCGAUUUCUCGCAAGGUGUUCGAGACUAUGGAGCUUCCUGGCUUCCCGGUGGGGCUGCUCCGUAUGGGAAUUUCCCCGAUUAUUCUCGCUUCCACCCCCCGGAGGGACGCGUCCGCCUCCUUCCUGCCGGGCUGCUGAGCCGGUUAUUCCCACAUCGGCAUGGGGGGCCGCUUCUGGGGCUGGACGUGGGAUGCAACUCGGGGGAGCUCAGCAUCGCCCUCUACAGACACCUCCGGGACUGUGGUGAUAACAGAGACAGCCCAGAAGGUUCUGUGGCUUGGAAGGACUUGAACCUCCUUUGCUGUGACAUUGAUCGUGACCUGAUAGAGCGAGCAAAACAGAAAAGCCCCUUCUCUGGCUGUGUUUCACGCCACGCCGCCCAUAUCAUGGACUCCGAAACCAGGGAGCCUCUUCUGCACUCCUAUUUGAGUAAGUUUGGACGUUCUGCUUUCGACAUUUGCUUCUGCAUGUCUGUGACCAUGUGGAUCCACCUGAAUCACGGGGACAGUGGCCUGGUGACAUUCUUGUCCUGUCUCGCCUCCAAGUGCGCAUACUUGCUAGUGGAACCACAGCCGUGGAAGUGCUACCGAGCUGCUGCCCGACGCCUCCGGAAGCUAGGCAGGAACGACUUCGACCACUUCCGCUCGCUCACCAUCAACGGGGAUAUGACGGAGAAGAUCACCCAAAUCUUGACCAAAGACUGUGCCAUGGAGUUCCUGUGUUGCUUUGGGAGCACUGGCUGGGACAGGAGCCUUUUGCUUUUUAAAUCCAACAGAUGAAAUAUUUGUAGUGAUUAAGGAUCUGUCAGUGUUUGUAUCGCAACAGAGAGAAAGCGGCAGGUUAUGGACAGGGCUAUCUGAUGUUGGCCUGCCUCUAUAUAUUUAUUUUAAGGUCCUAUCAAUCAAAUGCAUCUUCAUCUUACUGUGCUUGGGAGUAAAGACAUAUGUGUCUAAUCCUUUUAGGAAGCACGUUCAAGGUAUGCUGUCAAUAAAGAUGGUGAGGCUUGAAUGGAAAAGAUGAGGGGACAGGGCAGUGGGCUUGUGUUUAUAAUAAUUUUUUUAUUUAUGUUGUAAGCUCCCUUGAGUUCUGCCAAGUGCCAUGGUGGCUAAUAAAUGUUUUAAAUAAA
Sphaerodactylus townsendi is the source of this 1142-nucleotide messenger RNA. RefSeq names its product RNA 5'-monophosphate methyltransferase-like. Gene Ontology annotation, biological process: miRNA metabolic process; negative regulation of pre-miRNA processing. Lineage: Eukaryota; Metazoa; Chordata; Lepidosauria; Squamata; Sphaerodactylidae. Gene Ontology annotation, cellular component: cytoplasm. The record is from RefSeq and is a predicted model, not a curated record. Gene Ontology annotation, molecular function: O-methyltransferase activity; RNA methyltransferase activity.